AUGAUGAGGAUUUCAAUGACACACGCCGCCGUAGCGGCUGUCAUGCUGUUCUCGGCGGUCGCCUCUGCCUUCACUAUCAAGCCUGGUGAUAAGGUUCCCUCUGCAGACUUGCACUUUGGUUUCCCACCCAUUUUUGUCGACACUGCCGAGUACCUCGCCGACCGAAACGUCCCGGGAUACCUUGAGGCUGAGGACGCCCUCAAGGAAGCCGGGGUCGACGAGGUGUUGGUCUACUGUGUCAACGAUGCCGCCGUCAUGAAGGGCUGGGCAUUGGACCAGAAGACCGAAGGCACCAUCGUCACCAUGAUGGGUGACCCCCACUGUGAAUUUACCAAGGCCUGCGGCAUGGAAAUGACCCACCCAGGACCACCCAGUGUAGGAAUCAUUGGCCGAUGCAAGCGUUGGGCCAUGUAUGUCGAGAAGAACAUCGUCAAGCACGUUGCUGUGGCGGAAGGCGAAGACGAUCCUGCUGGUGACGACGACCCGACAGUCACUCUGGCCCCAGGCAUGCUCGAGGCUGUGAAAUCAGUCGUUGUCUAA
Messenger RNA from Seminavis robusta, 540 nucleotides. The record is from the annotation of a GenBank genome assembly. Lineage: Eukaryota; Bacillariophyta; Bacillariophyceae; Naviculales; Naviculaceae.